AGCGGUCGCGUAAAGAUUGAAUAGUCCCCAGUUCCCCAAUUUCCCCAGUCAUUCAUCAAAAUAUUGAAUCAACGUGUGCGGCGGUGGCAAGUCAAUAUUUGGCUUUGGUGAACUCAUUAGCAAGGGACAAAAGGACUCACCAAUAAAUCGGAAAGGCAGUGAAAGUCCUUUGGCACAAUGAGACGAUUGCUUAUGUUUGUAGUGCUCCUGACCGCACAACUGCAGAUCCAGGCACAAACUGCACUAAGCUAUGAGCAAGCACGACAAGCUGUUCUCACGGCGGAGGAGGAGCUAAUGACUGGGGGACACACUCACCUGAACACGGAGGAGGAGAAGGUGGACGAUAUAUUCAUGGAGUACAAGCUGGGAGAGUUGGCCCAGGGAUUCCGGAAUGCGGAGCAAAAUGCGGCCGCUCUGCACUUUUUCAAGGCCAAACCGCUGAUCGAUCGGAGUGCGAUCUUCCGGUUUCUUCAGAAGAUGCCCAAGGGCUCGGUGCUGCAUGUGCACAACACCGCCUCCGUGAGCUCCAAGUGGGUGGUGGACGAUCUGUCGUACAUGCCCGGACUGCUGCGCUGCACGACGGCCACGGGACAAAGUAUCCUGUCAUUCCGCAGGACUCCGAAGGAGCACAAGUGCCAGUCGCAGUACGUGCUUGUUUCGGAUGAGCGGCGAAACUCGUUGGAUCGUCAGGUCUACGAUCGGAAUUUCGAGCGUCUGAUCAACUUGUACACUCCAGUUCCAGAGCUGGAGUACCCCACCAUUACCCGGGUUUGGGAUCGAUUCCAGGGCAUGUUCGACGGUCUCAGCGAUGCGUUAAUCUACUUGCCAGCCUUUCGAGCUUAUCACUGGCAGAUGCUGGAGGAGCUCUACAAUGACAAUGUGAUGUACACAGAGAUUCGGACCAGUUUCAAAACACUAUAUGAUGCCAGUGGACGCACUUUUCCCAGAGAGCGUACUAUCCACGAGCUGUAUGCCUUAAAUCAGAAGUUCAUGAAGCUGCAUCCUGAUUUUCUGGGCUUCAAAGUCAUUAUGGCCGUCUAUCGCGGCUAUGAACUCGAUCAUCUUAAGGAUAUAGUCGAGGUGUUCAAGAAGUUGCACCAAGCAUUGCCACACUUUCUGGUUGGAUUCGAUUUGGUGGGUCAGGAGGACAAGGGAAAGCCACUCUACUCCCUGCUGCCAGUCCUCAGAGAUCUUCCGCCAACAGCUCGGCUUUUCCUACACGGCGGAGAGACCAAUUGGUUUGGUGCCUCAACGGACAUUAAUCUGCUGGACGCCCUUUUGAUGAACACAACACGCAUUGGUCAUGGUUAUGCUCUGGCUAAGCAUCCGAUUCUCCUGAAUGCAGUCAAGUCACGCCGGAUUGCCGUGGAGCUUAGUCCCAUUUCGAAUCAGGUGCUGCAUCUGGUUUGGGACCUGCGCAACCAUCCGGGCUCCCAGUUUUUUGCCCUCGAUGUGCCCGUGGUGAUAUGCAACGAUGAUCCUGGCUUCUGGAAUGCCAAGGGUCUGAGCUACGAUUUCUAUUAUGCCAUCAUGAGUCUGGCGCCAAACAAUGCGGGACUGAGGCUACUGAAGACACUGGUGUGGAAUUCGGUGCGAUACUCCACGCUGACGGAGGAGGAACAGACGAGAGCUUUCAAAAUCCUUGAACUCAGCUGGUCGCGAUUCAUAGACGACGUAUUGGAGGGCAGUGUAUUUUAAAUGAACUUAUAAGUGAAAAUAAACAGCCAAAGAGUUUAU
Molecule: messenger RNA, 1737 nt
Organism: Drosophila melanogaster (fruit fly)
Lineage: Eukaryota; Metazoa; Arthropoda; Insecta; Diptera; Drosophilidae
Gene: Adgf-C
Product: adenosine deaminase-related growth factor C
Exons: 6
Coding region: 178-1698 (506 amino acids)
Biological process (GO): adenosine catabolic process
Cellular component (GO): extracellular region
Molecular function (GO): adenosine deaminase activity; deaminase activity
Source: RefSeq, marked reviewed